Messenger RNA from Heterostelium album PN500, 1335 nucleotides. RefSeq names its product dihydrolipoamide S-succinyltransferase (gene odhB). Gene Ontology annotation, biological process: tricarboxylic acid cycle. Bases 1 to 1335 code for a protein of 444 amino acids. The record is from RefSeq and is a predicted model, not a curated record. The transcript is spliced from 4 exons. Gene Ontology annotation, cellular component: oxoglutarate dehydrogenase complex. NCBI's taxonomy places the organism in Eukaryota, Evosea, Eumycetozoa, Acytosteliales, Acytosteliaceae. Gene Ontology annotation, molecular function: dihydrolipoyllysine-residue succinyltransferase activity.
AUGAGAUCAUCAUCAUCUCUUUUGAAACAAGUUAAAAACACAAAUAGUUUUAGAGGAUACUCAACUCUUAGACCAUUGACUACAGUCAGACCAAAUGGAGUAAAGCCAUCGCAAACUUCAUCUUUAUAUAAAGCCAAUGUAUCAAACAUGUUUGGUCAAAGCAACAAUGCUUCACCACUCUUUGCUCAAACCCAAUUGAUUCAAAAGCGUACUUACACUACUGCUGAAGGAGAUGUUGUUAAAGUACCAACUAUGGGUGAUUCAAUCUCUGAAGGUACCAUUGUUAGCUGGACCAAGAAGGUUGGAGAUUCAGUAAAGGUUGACGAUGUCGUUUGUAGUAUUGAAACCGAUAAGGUUACCAUCGAUAUCAAUGCCCAAGACAGUGGUGUCAUUACAGAGUGUUUCGCCAAGGAGAGUGAGACCGUUUUGGUUGGAAACCCAUUAUAUAGAAUUAAGAAGGGUGCCGUCGCUGCUGAAGCACCAAAGGCUGCUGCACCAAAGGCUGCCGAGGCACCAAAGGCCGCUGAAGCACCAAAGCCAGCUGCACCAGCACCAAAGCCAGUCGAGACACCAAAGCCAGUCGCCGCUGAACCACCAAAGACCACCACCACCACCGCUGCUGGUGCCGCUGCCAUCCCAGGAGAACGUAGAGUAGCAAUGACUCGUAUCAGACAGAGAACCGCUCAACGUUUGAAGGAUUCACAAAACACCGCUGCCAUGUUGACCACUUUCAACGAGGUCGAUAUGUCUGCUCUCAUGGAGAUGCGUAACAAGUACAAAGACGAUUUCUUUGAGAAGCACGGUGUCAAGCUCGGAUUCAUGAGUGCCUUUGUCAAGGCUGCUACUGUUGCCCUCAAGGACCAACCGGUCGUCAACGCCUCCAUCGAGGACACCGACAUUGUCUACCACGACGCCAUCAACAUCAACGUCGCCGUCGCCGCACCAAAAGGUUUGCAAGUCCCAGUCGUCAAGAACUGCCAAGACAUGGGAUUCGCCGACAUUGAAAAGGAGAUCGGUCGUCUCUCUGGUCUCGCCAGAAACAACCAAUUGGCCAUCGAAGAUUCAAUGGGUGGAACUUUCACAAUCUCCAAUGGAGGUGUCUACGGAUCGAUGUUUGGUACCCCAAUCAUCAAUCCACCACAAUCCGCUAUUUUAGGUAUGCACGCUGUCAAGGACCGUGCCGUCGUUGUAAAUGGACAAGUCGUCGUCAGACCAAUCAUGUACUUGGCACUCACCUACGAUCACAGAAUCAUCGAUGGUCGUGAAGCUGUCACCUUCCUCAAGAAAAUCAAGGAUGUUAUCGAAGAUCCAAAGAGAAUCUUGUUGGACCUCUAA